Schizosaccharomyces japonicus yFS275 is the source of this 2073-nucleotide messenger RNA. RefSeq names its product transcription factor. NCBI's taxonomy places the organism in Eukaryota, Fungi, Ascomycota, Schizosaccharomycetes, Schizosaccharomycetales, Schizosaccharomycetaceae. The transcript is spliced from 3 exons. The record is from RefSeq and is a predicted model, not a curated record. Bases 1 to 2073 code for a protein of 690 amino acids. Gene Ontology annotation, cellular component: nucleus.
AUGGAUCAAGUGAAUCCUCAAGAAGAAAAAGGUAAACCUCCGCCAAAUACGCGAGACUCUGGACUUUCAUCGUCUUCAAGACCAGCACAGUCGUUGCUUAAUUCUUAUAUUUAUGAUUACUUAGUCAAACGUGAUUAUUGUGCGGCUGCUCGGAUUUUUGGACAGGAGGCUCAGAUUCAGACACUCGUUCGGACGACAAACGAUUCAAGAGAUGAACGAGGUUUACGCCAGAAUGCCGAUGUAAACAAGGGAAACGUCGGCGGCGAUUCAAAUGAUGAGUCUGUUCAAGCUGGCCGGAACAACCCUUCUAAUCGGCAUGAUUCUCAGAAGCCACCACCGCCCGUCCUGCCAAUAGAUUCAUCUGCAGGAUUCUUAAUGGAAUGGUGGAAUAUAUUCUGGGACUUAUGUGAUGCACGAAGCGGCUGUGGAUCAGAAUCCGCCAAAUCUUACCUCUCUUACAUACAGCGACUUCGUUCUAAAAGUAGAGCACUAACCAAUGUUCCUCGGCAACCCUAUGGAAAUGGUUAUCCAUCUCCAUACCCAUAUCCUACAUCAGGCGUCGGUCAUGUUGCAUCGUCCAUGACACCGGCAAUGGGUCCGCCUUACAUGCCUUCUCAAUUUGAUGCAUCGGGGCACCAACGUGCUCCUACGGAUGCAGCGGGAACGCAGUUCUCAAAUGUCCCUGAAAAACAACGUCAACAUCUUUAUAAGCAAGCUAUGCUAAAUAACAAAAAAAGAGAAACCUUCCCUCCUACGGCCGCGCAAAUUCAGCAACUGAAACAAAUGCAACAGCAGCAACAGGCGCAGCAGCAACAACAGCAACAAAACGUGGUACAGGGUCCCUCACACAAUUACGCCGGUGCAAUUGUGCCACAGUCUCAGGCGUCGUCAGCACAACCGGGCGGCGGCCCUGGACCGCAACAACCAAAUGCUUAUCCACAAUCGGCGAAUGCGAAAACGGAAAGUCAAAAUGCCGCCGCGCGAAACCAGGAGGGCUACGGCAAACGCGAUGCCUCUGCUCAAAUGAAGCCGAAUACGAUGAAUGCAUCGCAAAUUCAAAAUGCGAACGCGGCCUCGUAUAUGGGCAUGUCGAAUUCGUCUUCACGUCCCCCCACUCCCAGCUCAGCAAUGUCAUUUAAUCAUGAUUUUUCUCAACAGGCCGCUGGAAAUCGACUUAUGGAUUCGGCUCAGUCUCAGCAGCCAGCUAUGAUGCAAGGAUCAGAGCAAGAACGUCAACAUCAAAUUGAGGCGACAAACUUGCCCGCUGAUCCAUCAAAGCCCAAGCAGGAGUCACAAUCUCCAAAUAUACAUAAUUCAGGUAAUGGUACAGGGGCAAUCCAAGAUUCCGCAAAUAAGUUUUCGCUCGAGAAGGGGGCAGACUACAAGCAAUCUGUAAAAGGACAAUCAUAUUUAAUGACAAAUUCUAUGGGCAUGAACAAUGGCAACGAUGUUGCCAAUAGUUACUCUGGCACGAGUGUUUCCGUGAAUAAAGAAGAUGAAAAAGGCGCACAGGCUUCAAAUACACCUCAGCUUUCCGGACAACAGAAUUCUCAGAAUGCUAACAACACAAACGUGUCACUUAAUGCUCAACGAGCUCAUCAAGAAACAGCUAAUCCCGAAGGCUCUUCAAAUUCACCUGCUGCGAGCGCUAAAGAGUCUGGUGAAAAGCAAAGCGUAAUGACCGAAACCUCCAACAGCAAGCCAGAAGACAGAAACGCAUUGUCUAAUCAAACUAAUGCAACAGCCCAAACAUCCGGAAUCGACACAGCUGGCACUGUAGAUUCAGCAAUGUCAAUCCUCUCACAAAAUGCCGAUUUCUCCAAAGGCUCUACUGCUGUAACCCAAAAUAAUAAUAUGGAGGCGACUAACACAAGCGCAUCCCAGCAACCUGGGGUAUCACAGAACUCGGAACAGACCUCAUUCGCUCAAUUUGACCAAACAACUGGGGAGAUUGAUGCUGGCCUCAUGAAUGAUUUUGAUUUUGAUCGGUUUUUGACAGAUAACGAAACGAACGGUGCAAUGGGUUUUGGAUUUUUUAGCAUGCAAGACGGUACAGAACCGUCCGUUCACUAA